AUGGGGACGAUAUUAAGGUGUAUAUGUAUAUUUGUAUGUCACAGUUCAAAUAAAGACUACAAUCGUGCACUUGCAAAACAACCACGAAAAUCAAUUGGUCUAUCGAAAUUUGAAGUAUCAAAUAUACAACAACAACCUCUUAUUGGAACACUUUCAAUUCCUUAUCCUGUUCGUAUUUCACAAUCUAAUGAUAAACUUCCCGAUCCUAUCGACGAACCACCACCACAGAUCGAAAUACAACCAACAAUAAACGAACGUAUUCCGUCACCAAAACCUUCUCCAAUUAUUGAUAAUCAACAACAACAACAAGAGAAACUAUCAAUUAUUGAAAAUUCAUCACGUACACCAUCUCCUAAUCUACCGGCAUAUAAUCAAACAAUGACUAGUGAACCUACUAUAAUACGUCGUUCAAUUAUUGAUUUAAAUAAACAUCGACGAUUGAAUAAUAAUCAAUUAACAUCCUAUCCUCCUAAUCGUUCAGUAAUUGAACGUAAUGGAAAACAAUUUCUUACAGAAUUACGAGAACGUUUAGAACGACGUUAUGUACAAAUUUUUGAUGAAUCUACGGGUCAAAUGAGAUUAUUUGAAGUAACAGAUUAUAUACCAACUCGAACAGUUAAAUCAGUAACAAAUAGUCCUCAAUUAUCAUUACAAAGAAAUGCUAUUCGAAAUUCUUUUUCUCCACGUUCUUCUUCUUUCAAUCAACAUUCUUCUGCUCGAAAUAAAUUAAAUAAUCCAAUACAAACAACAACACCAUCAAAUCUUGUUGAUUUUAAUGAUUUAAAUAAUCGAGAAACUGUUGCACGUGAAUUUGAUCUUUAUCAUAGUGGAGCUGAUUUACCAUUUAAUAGAAAUAAUAAUACAAAUCUUCUAAGUCCAUCUCAACCACGAUCAAAACAUCGAGAUUCAAUUUAUUCUACUUCUUCACAAUUUCAACCUUCUCAACCAAAAGGCUAUAAUUCAUCAACAAUAACUUCACAAGGUGAACCUAAUCAAUAUUCACCUAGUUCAUAUCGUUCUCAACCACAAUCAUUUCGUCCACAUAGUCCAACUGCUUCUGAUUAUAGUGUUAGUACAUCAAGUGCUCGAUCAAUAAGUGACAGUUCCGAUCUUGAAAGUAUCAAUCGUGUACUAACACCUACCAAUCAUCGAUCUAGAAAUAAUCCAAACAGUACAUCAGUUUCUUAUGGUACAGUUGGUGAAUAUAACUCAUCAGCAGAACUUGAUCCAUUUGCAAAAACAGUUCGUCCAAGCGAACAUACUUAUCAACAACGAUCGGGUGCUAAUAAUUAUUCGGAGCCUAUAGCAAGAAAACCAGGAUUUGGAAGAACUGGUGUGUCUGAUUAUGCACCUUUACCAGUGUCUUAUAAUCAAUCAAGUCGAGAUCGUCGUAAAGAAUCAAAUCCGUACGAUGGUUGA
This is a messenger RNA of Adineta steineri, 1419 nucleotides long. Lineage: Eukaryota; Metazoa; Rotifera; Eurotatoria; Adinetida; Adinetidae. The record is from the annotation of a GenBank genome assembly.